AUGUUGUCGACCAUCUUUGCUACAGCUUUAUUGCUGCCUUCACUUGCCUCGAGUCAGCAACUCAUCCAAGAUCCUGGAAAGGCUGGACCUGAGUUGGAACUUGUGCAUUUGUACUAUGACGAGUGGCCUACUGGCAUUGCUGUAUCCUCGACUGGACGCAAGUUCUCAAACUACCCUGGAGCUUUGGACAAGAAUAAUACAAACAAUGGUUCCAACAAUAAGUACACGGUCGCCGAGUUGACUGGAAACUCGACAGAAGCAGCCUAUCCCAAUGCUGAAUGGAACAACCCCCCAGGAGGAGGUGAGUUAGAUUGCCAUAAGAGUCGUAAUGCAUUGACUGACUUUGAAGCCAUCAACUACACAACGACACCUCCCACAGGAGCUAACUACCAGAAUCACUUUAUCGGUGUUCAGAGUGUUGUCGUUGAUCCGCUCGACCGUCUUUGGGUUCUCGACACUGGCAGAGUUCAAGACCCCAAUGGUACCAUUGUCAAUGCUGCUGUUGGCGGACCUAAGCUGGUCGGUAUCGACCUCUCAAACAACACCGUCUUCCAAACAAUCGUCUUUCCUGCGAAUGUUGCUCCCGGGGACUCUUACUUGAAUGACGUCCGCUUUGACCUACGUUCAAACAUUACAAGUUCCGGUAAAGGCGUGGCGUACAUCACCGACUCUUCCAUUGAAGGUCGUACUGGACUCGUCAUUGUCGAUCUCGGCACAGGCGAAUCCUGGCGUCACCUACAGGGCUCGACAUACGUAGCACCUGCUCAGCAAUUCCUCGCCUACAUCUGGGGUAUACCCUUCUACAACCACCAAGCCGGCCAACCCCUCGGAUAUCAAGGCUUUGGCGCUGACGGUAUCGCUCUUUCUGCCGAUGGCGAAGAUCUUUUCUUUGGUGGUGUGGGCAAGAGAUAUCUGUACUCUGUGCCUACAGCUAGGUUGCGUGACGAUGGACCGUUUUCAGAAGCUCUUGCUCAGGCUUCAGUGGUCAGCCGCGGCCAAAAGGGUGUUUCGGAUGGAUACGAGACCGAUACUAAUGGAUAUAUUUAUCAUGGAAAUGCUGAGCAGAAUGCCAUUAGCUUCUACAACCCUGCGAACGGAACGGACUCGCUGUUCUUGCGCGAUCCUCGUAUCAAUUGGGUUGAUACGCUUCCCUUUGGUCCUCUGAACUGGCCUGGCACUGAUAGGAGACAGCGUCCUUUUGCUCUCCUCCGUGUCAAGCUUCCCAAUAAUGGCACCAAGACGUCUUUACGUUGA
Messenger RNA from Aureobasidium uvarum, 1254 nucleotides. The record is from the annotation of a GenBank genome assembly. NCBI's taxonomy places the organism in Eukaryota, Fungi, Ascomycota, Dothideomycetes, Dothideales, Saccotheciaceae.